AUGCGCAUUUCUCCAAGGGAGGAAGCUAAGCUAUUGUUGCACCAAGCUGGGUUCCUGGCACAGAAACGCCUUGCGCGAGGGCUGCAGCUGAAUCUGACAGAAGCGACUGCUCUUAUCGCCUCCCAGCUCCAGGAGCGGAUCAGAGAUGGCAGACAUUCAGUCGCAGAGUUGAUGCAACAUGGCAAGACGCUACUGGGCAGGAAGCAUGUUCUUCCCGGAGUUCCUAUUCUGCUCCAUGAGAUACAGGUGGAAGGGACGUUUCUGGACGGCGUAUUCCUGGUGACCGUCCACGAGCCCAUCUGCACGGAUUCUGGAGACCUUUCAGCUGCACUGUACGGUUCCUUUCUUCCAGUUCCACAGGACGAUGCGUUCCCGUCCAUUGAUCCAUCCGAGUAUGCUCGUGACAAGGCGCCUGGAGCGGUUGUCCUCAAGAAAGACCCUAUCAUCAUCAAUAGGAAGCGCGACAGAGUACGGCUUCGGGUGACGAACAACGGCGACCGUCCCAUACAAAUUGGCUCCCAUUAUCAUUUUAUCGAGACCAACCGUGCUCUAUCAUUUGACCGAGGCAAGGCUUAUGGCAAGCGUCUUGACAUAGCGGCAGGCACCGCUGUCCGCUUUGAGCCCGGUGACACGAAGACGGUCACACUUUGCGCAAUAGCGGGUAACAGGGUCAUAUCGGGCGGGAAUCGUCUUGCAAGCGGCGUCGUUGAUCCUACUAGAACUGAAGAGAUAGUAAGAAACUUAGUGCAGAAAGGAUUCGGACAUGUGCCGGAGCCAGGCGCACUCGAGGUGACGGUGGAUACGAACAUGACCAGAGAGGCUUAUGCCUCCAUGUUCGGACCUACCGUUGGUGAUAAAGUAAGACUCGGAGAUACUGCCCUCUGGAUUGAGGUUGAACGGGACGAGACAUUCUACGGAGAUGAAGUCAAGUUUGGCGGAGGCAAAACGAUCCGUGAAGGCAUGGGGCAAUCGACCGAUCGUUCCGCCGCAUAUUCUCUGGACCUUGUCAUUACCAACGCUCUCAUAGUGGAUUGGACGGGCAUUUACAAGGCUGACAUCGGUGUCAGGAAUGGUGUCAUAGUCGGCAUCGGGAAGGCUGGAAAUCCCGACGUCAUGGCAGGCGUCCACCAAAACCUCGUCAUCGGAUCGUCGACCGAGGUCAUCGCAGGCGAAAAGUUAAUCGUCACUGCCGGCGCCAUCGACGCUCACAUACACUACAUCUGUCCACAGCAAGUGACUGAAGCGCUCGCUUCGGGUGUCACCACUAUGAUCGGCGGAGGUACAGGCCCGAGCUCUGGCACGAAUGCAACUACCUGUACGCCCAGUCCGUUCUACAUGAGACAGAUGCUUGCAGCGACGGACGGAAUGCCGAUGAAUUUUGCGUUCACGGGCAAGGGGAACGACUCGGGACCGACCGCGCUUGAGGAGGUGGUCAAGGCUGGUGCCGCUGGUCUGAAGUUGCAUGAAGAUUGGGGCUCGACGCCUUCGGCGAUCAUGAACUGCUUGGACGUCGGUGAUAAAUACGACGUGCAGGUCAACAUUCAUACAGAUACACUCAACGAAAGUGGAUUUGUCGAAAGUACAAUCGCUGCUUUUGGGAACCGCACCAUCCAUACCUACCAUACAGAGGGAGCUGGUGGUGGACACGCUCCUGAUAUCAUCGUCGUUUGUGGGCUGGACAACGUGCUUCCUUCAUCAACGAAUCCCACACGACCUUACACCAAGAACACGCUGGAUGAGCAUUUAGACAUGCUCAUGGUUUGCCACCACCUGGACAGAUCAAUACCCGAAGACUUGGCGUUCGCCGAGUCACGUAUCCGAGCAGAGACGGUGGCAGCCGAAGACGUCCUGCACGACACCGGUGCGAUCUCCAUGAUCAGCUCUGACUCGCAGGCGAUGGGGCGUGUGGGCGAGGUCAUCACCCGGACGUGGCGGACCGCCAGCAAGAUGCGGGAAUGCAGAGGUCCGCUGACGCUUCUGGGCGACGAGGAGGGUCGGGACAACUCCCGUGUUAAGCGCUACAUCUCUAAGUACACAAUCAAUCCAGCGAUCACACAUGGGAUCGGCCACCUGGUGGGGCAGGUCGCUGUGGGGGCGCUCGCGGACCUUGUGCUGUGGAAGCCGGAAAACUUCGGGUCCAAGCCGGAAAUGGUGCUCAAGUCUGGGGUCAUCGCCUGGGCGCAGAUGGGCGAUGCAAACGCGUCUAUCCCUACGGUCCAGCCGUUCAUCGGACGACCGAUGUGGGGCUCGUACCCUGCAUCCGCAGCGCUUAAUUCCAUCUCCUUCGUCUCGGAGAUUUCAGUCACGUCUGGUGUCAUCGCAUCCUAUGGCCUGUCGAAGCGCGCCGAGGCGGUGAAGAAUUGCCGUAACGUCACAAAGAAAGAUAUGAAAUGGAACUUCGCCACGCCGGUUAUGAAGGUCGACCCCGAGAGCUACGAUGUCCACGCGGACGGUGUCCUCGCCGACGUCCCGCCCGCGGAACGCCUUCCUCUUGCGAGGGCGUACAACAUAUUUUGA
Molecule: messenger RNA, 2517 nt
Organism: Sparassis crispa
Lineage: Eukaryota; Fungi; Basidiomycota; Agaricomycetes; Polyporales; Sparassidaceae
Product: Urease
Exons: 13
Coding region: 1-2517 (838 amino acids)
Biological process (GO): urea catabolic process
Cellular component (GO): urease complex
Molecular function (GO): nickel cation binding; urease activity
Source: RefSeq, a predicted model, not a curated record